Aspergillus ochraceoroseus IBT 24754 is the source of this 1646-nucleotide messenger RNA. Its product is annotated as cellulase family protein. The transcript is spliced from 2 exons. The record is from RefSeq and is a predicted model, not a curated record. Bases 262 to 1485 code for a protein of 407 amino acids. Lineage: Eukaryota; Fungi; Ascomycota; Eurotiomycetes; Eurotiales; Aspergillaceae. Gene Ontology annotation, molecular function: hydrolase activity, hydrolyzing O-glycosyl compounds.
GAUAUCGGAUGGAUUCUAUUCUAUGGGGGGAGUUUGGGGUCUCUACUCCUCUAUUGCACACGAAUCGGAUGUUGUCGUCCACAGUUUACCCCAGACUCCACAUCUCGGUGUAAUUCGACCGGAUGCUAAGAUUCGGAAUGAGAUUACUGAUUCUGCGGGGGAUCCAGCGUCUCCUUCAGUCUGUCGGUCAGGUUUAAAUAGUAGACAGUAGACUCAUGAUUUCAGCCACCAGACCACGAAUCAACCAAAACAAGUAUCCAAAUGAAGCUCACGGCGGUAUUAAUCAGUCUUAUCCCCCAGUUGCUCUCCGCAGCCGCUCUCCAUGCUCCCUUCAGUGUCUCCGGAAGGUGGAUUCUGGACGCCAAAGGCUCCCCCGUUACGUAUGCCGGCGUGAACUGGCCUGGGGCUGGGGAAGUCAUGAUCCCCGAAGGGAUGCAGUACGCCUCAAUCCAACACACGGUGUCCAAGAUCAAGAGCCUAGGGAUGAACGUGAUCCGUCUUACCUUUCCCAUCGAACUCAUCGACGAUAUCAUCGACAACCGCAGGGACACAACCGUCCAGGAUUCCUUAAUCAACGCCCUCGGGCAGACGAAUGGAACGGCAGUGUUUAACCAAAUCCAAUCCGUCAACCCCCAAAUCACACGCCACACCACAAGACUCCAGAUUUACGACAUGGUCGCCCAAGAGUGCAACAGACAGGGAAUCUACGUCCAUCUCGACAACCACAUCUCCAAGGCAAUGUGGUGCUGUUCAACCACGGACGGAAACGCCUGGUUCGGCGAUACCUAUUUCGACGUGGCCAAAUGGAAGCGCGGUCUGGAAUACAUGGCUUCGCACGCAAAGGCGUGGCCGAAUUUCGUUAGCAUCGGUCUUCGAAACGAGCUGCGUCAACCCGCAACAUCGACCCCGGAGUAUCCCUAUGGGUUCGAAACUUGGUAUGCGGAGAUGACCUCGGCCGCGAGGGCCGUCAACGCCGCGAACCCGGAGGCUUUGGUUUUCCUCUCCGGGCUGAACUACGAUACUGAGCUUGGUCCUAUUGCGACCGCGUCGGACCUGGGCCAUGGAACGCGCUUUUAUUUAUCGGAUUUCGACUUUGCGGAUAGGCUUGUUCUGGAGCUGCACGACUACAACACCGGAGCUACCAGCUGCGACUCUUUGUCCGCGAGCCUGCGCAGUACCGGAUUCGACGCGUUGGAUGCUUCCGACUCCUCCAUCGUGAACGUUAUGCCCGUGGUCCUUAGCGAGUUUGGAUUCAACCAAGACAACACGACAUGGGAGGGUGUGUAUGCAAGUUGUAUUCGCCAGUGGAUUCCCGAGCAGCACGUCGGUUGGAUGGUUUGGACGAUAUCUGGAAGCUACUAUAUUCGGCAAGGCACUCAGGAUAUGGACGACACAUGGGGUAUCUUGGAUCAUACAUGGUCUGACUGGAGAUCUCCCGAGGCUAUUGAUCAAGGACUCAAGAAGAUGGUAGAGGCCUCGAGUUAACCAUAUAUGACUGUCGAAAGUGAAACGAUAUGUAUAUAUGCGCUUGCAGCAAUCUCACAUGAGGUAUUUUGAAUCUGUUUAAAGGGUAGCGAAAGCACAAUUCAUGAAAUCCUAAUUACUGCAACAAAUAAUCGCGCCCAGAGACAGAAAACGAAGACAGC